AUGGGGGGUGGAAAUGAGUCAGCGACAACUGAUUUCAUCCUUGCAGGACUUUUUCCUGAGUUUAAGCAUUCCAUUGUGCUCAACUCCAUAAUCAUCUUGAUCUACAUCCUAGCUUUCAUGGGGAACAUACUUCUGAUUGUCCUGAUUUGGGGUGACUCUAGACUCCAUACACCCAUGUACAUUCUCCUCAGUCAACUCUCCCUCAUUGACUUGACAUUAACUUCUACCAUUGUCCCAAAGAUGGCCUCUAACUUUUUCACAGGGAAAAAGACCAUAUCAUGGAUUGGCUGUGGAACACAGAGUUUCUUUUUCCUGAUGCUGGGAAUGUCAGAGUGUCUCAUCCUGACCCUCAUGGCUUAUGACCGCUAUGUGGCUGUCUGCAACCCACUGCAUUAUCCUAUCAUCAUGAACCCCAAGUUUUGUCUGCAUAUGAUUGCUGUAUGUUGGAUUGGAGGCUCCAUAGGUUCAUUUAUCCAUACUGUCUACCCUAUGCACUUUCCCAUCUGUGGGUCAAGGGAAAUCCACCACUUUUUCUGUGAGGUUCCAGUCCUCAUUAAGCUUUCCUGUGAAGACACAUCUGUGUAUCAGUCAGUGGUGGUGGUUACAAGCAUUGUACUUCUUGUUUUGCCAUUCUGUCUCAUCAUAGUUUCCUAUACACUCAUCUUCCUUGCUGUCCUCCAUAUGAACUCUGUUAAGGGCAGAAAAAAAACCCUGGCCACCUGUUCUUCCCAUCUAACUGUGGUGAGUCUCUUUUUUGGCCCAAAUAUAUUCAUUUACAUGACUUUCACUUCCUCCCAUAGUCCAGAGCAGGACCAGGCUCUCUCUGUUUUCAGCAACAUCCUCACCCCUUUACUGAACCCCCUUAUCUAUAGCCUGAGGAACAAGGAGGUGGUGGCAGCACUUGUGAAGCUGAAGGGGAGAUGUGGGGUGUCUUAG
Messenger RNA from Sus scrofa (pig), 936 nucleotides. RefSeq names its product olfactory receptor 2L3-like. NCBI's taxonomy places the organism in Eukaryota, Metazoa, Chordata, Mammalia, Artiodactyla, Suidae. The record is from RefSeq and is a predicted model, not a curated record. Gene Ontology annotation, cellular component: membrane. Gene Ontology annotation, biological process: G protein-coupled receptor signaling pathway. Gene Ontology annotation, molecular function: olfactory receptor activity; G protein-coupled receptor activity.